Messenger RNA from Erpetoichthys calabaricus (reedfish), 2974 nucleotides. RefSeq names its product small integral membrane protein 43-like. Bases 339 to 647 code for a protein of 102 amino acids. NCBI's taxonomy places the organism in Eukaryota, Metazoa, Chordata, Cladistia, Polypteriformes, Polypteridae. The record is from RefSeq and is a predicted model, not a curated record. The transcript has a single exon.
GAUUUGCCUUGUGCACUGUACAUGCUGGGGAAGAGGACAUGUCUGGUAACCAAUCCAGCCGAGAGGGGUGUGUGUAUGUGUUGUGAUAAAUGGGAAAUAUUUUUUUUUCUCUGUUGGGAACCUUACAGACAGAACAAUGAAAGUCGGGACUGGAAAGCAGUUUCCGGGAUAUUCUUUCCUUUGUUUCAAUAAGACCGACAGCUCCCAGGAAGAAGAGGAGUAGGGGUGACAUGUAACUUUUCACCGGCAGGCUCCUUCUCAUCUAUUUGUCUGAGACGGAUCCAUUGUGGGCUCAGUCUCAGGUCAGUUUUUAAAGGCUUGUUUGCUUUGAAUUCAGAAUGAAUGAUGGGGUAAGAUCAGGCAGUUACUUUCCGACGCACAGGACUUCUCCAUUCGCCAGUGCCUUGAGGAUCCAAAUGCCGUCCCCACGGAGGUUUAUUGUGACGUCCACAUCCUUGCCCCUGAAUGUGGACUGGGAUUUGAACAUCCUUAUCUAUAUGGCAAUUUUUUUGCUCCUUUUGCUCUUGCUGGUGCUUCUGCUGUUCUUGGUGAUAAAGCAGCUGAGAAACUCAGUAGCAGCUGUAGCUUUGCAGCCGAGCCGCUCAGUGAGAGACCCCCGGCGCCUGUGCCGAGAGCAAGCAGUCUGAGCGUGCUGCUGGGGUGAUGUGAGAGACGCCUCUUGACAAGGGCUCAGUGCGAGGCAGCUUGCUGCAUAAAGACAAGUCAGGCUGAACUCCGAGAGCUCUGCUGUUUAACACUGAUAUCUUACUUUCACCGGUCUUUCUUUGGAUUUCAAGAAUGGCUAAACAAUGCAGAGACACCGUGCUUGCUUGGAAGUAAAAGGAUCCAGUAAAACAGUGACACCAUUUGCUGUUUUCCUCCGGCUUUACUCUGAAGGCUCAUGGAAGUUUUGCUUUAAGUCUCUCAAUUAUUAAAUCUUUUCCUGAGACUUAAUAAGAUGGGCUGUUCUUAUUCUUGGGAAGUUCUUUAACAUCUUAUCUCCUGCGUGGAGGCACCUGACAGGGAAGGUAAGGCUGAUGUGAUGUGAGCUAAUUUAUUACGUGCCCAUGUGGCUGCUUCUAAAAGGCAGUGCAGACGAUUCCUGGACUUUUGCCUCCACGGGGUCUUUGUGUGUGCGUCACAUUGUCUUUCUUUUGUUUUUUCUCCCAGCUCUUUCUCUUUUUCUACGUGGAACUGAACAAUGUGAAAAAGCCUUUUAUCAGAUCUCUUGUAUGUGUAUAGAAAGUCAGUGUGACACGUUCUAACAUGGUGUUUGCACCGACAUGCUUUUCAUAUGGAAAUCCAAAUAAAUUAGCUUCUCUUCCUGUUUAAAUUAUGUCAGCUUUCUUUAAUUCCCAUGUGGACCCUUUACCACUCUCAGCACAUCAACCAUUUUAAUGUUCUGUUACAAACCUCGCAAUUCCGCUGCUCUCCAGCCUCCUUUUUUCAAUACUCAUUACAGAGCAAAACAAAACAAUCAGAUCGCUUUGACUGUGGGCAAAGAAAAUGAUAUAUUUAAAUGGAGCUAAGUAGGAUACAGAUUUUGGAAUUCAUUUCAUUAGAGCCAGUUUUCUUUUUUAAUGGAUUUGAAAAACGUUUCCUCAUUCACUGCACAGGUGCAAUCUCCAUGCCAGCACAGAUGGACAAGAAACAGAUGAACGACUCUCUUCCCAUUUAUCUAAAACGGCUAAAGGCAAUCUGUAUGAAGUUCACAAGAGGACCUUUUAGACGCAGAAGGCCAUGGGGCAUGAGGUUUACACUUGCCCCCAUCUGGCCACUUCAUCAUUACCUUAGCCUCCAGGCCUAAAACUAGACAAACAGUAAGCAAACAAAAUUGAAAUUUAGAUGCAGAAUGCCUCUGCUUUGCAAGCUGCUGAGGAGACGUGCUCUGCUUUAUUUAUUUUGUACAAAGCAUACUUACAGCAUUUCACUUUUGACUUUAUACUGCGCACAUUGUGACUGAUGGAGUUACCUGAUAUGCAUGAAAAGAGCUGCAGGGCCAAGAUAGGCCUUACAUAAUAAAGUCCACUCUAGUGGCUGAAGCUUUCACAAAGCAAAAAGUACAGAGUGAUAGCCCACUUGUGUUUGCUGGUCCAUGUAUUACAAAUGCAUAAGCAGUGGCAGCUCCUAAAUUCACGUUUUCCAUAUGAGGAAAUGAUUAAGUGCAAGUUCUAACAGGUCUGAGUCAUGCGUGUGCAGUGAAACAAGGGACUUUGCUGGCCAAAAUGUCCUUGCCAUGCCAGAUUAGCUAUCUCUUUCUUACAGCUUUGCAAUUAAAUAAUAAGCACAAUCACACACGCACACCGGGCCACUUUAGAGUGUACAAUCAAAAGCAAGUAGCAUACAUGUCUUUGGUGUGUGCAGAAACCAGAAACCCGAAAGGCACCCAUACUGGUAGUGACCAGGCUGGGAACCUUAUGAUAGAUAGACUGGCAUCCCCCCCUGAGUUGUUGGCUGCCUUUUACCUGAAGCUGCUCCAUCUCUGCAUGUCCUAAAAUUGGAUUAAGUGGGUUCAAUAAAAGGAUCAAUACAUAAUAAACAAACUGUAAUUUUAAGAUCUCACCCUGAAGGUCCAUGUAUUUGUGGGCAUGUUCUAUCUGAUUCUCACUUUCACUCUGGGGAGAAAUUUGUACUUGGGGCUUGGAUUAGGAAGAAUGUUUACUUUUGCGCCAUACUUUAUUUUAAAUAUCUUUACUUGCAUUGUGUCCAUGUCCAUUUUUGAGUGCUGGUAACAUUUUAGUUCUAUGUGGCACUGUUGGCAAACACUAUAUCAUGGUCAUCCUCUUGUGAACCAUGGAUAUUUAAAUACCAUGCAUCUAUAGAGACAGAACAUGAAUUUAGCCAUCCAACAACCAAUAAGUAUUUGGAAUUUUCUGGUUCUUGACUUUAUAAUUUGGAUUUUGACUUCAUAUCUUAUUUAUCAAAUAGGGAAGAUUAUUUUGGAUGAUCUAGAGCUCUCUGGUCAUGAUUUUAG